Limulus polyphemus (Atlantic horseshoe crab) is the source of this 3099-nucleotide messenger RNA. RefSeq names its product putative thiamine transporter SLC35F3. The transcript is spliced from 8 exons. The record is from RefSeq and is a predicted model, not a curated record. Bases 642 to 2261 code for a protein of 539 amino acids. NCBI's taxonomy places the organism in Eukaryota, Metazoa, Arthropoda, Merostomata, Xiphosura, Limulidae.
UCGCGCUUUCGAUCUCAACGGCAGCUUCACACCCCGUAUAAUACCGAUCAGACGCGUUCCUUCUGUGUAUUAACGAAGAGCUUUAGAUGUUGAGCUAAAGCUAUAACAAACAGUUCGGCGAGAUUAGGAAAUAAAAUAUAAAUAAGUUAGUUGAGUAUCUCAACAUUAUGAGUACAGACUGAUUUGUCACAACGUGCACGGGACACACGUGUUCGUAUACCUUUAUGGUACCACGCGCAGGCUACGUUUGACACUGUAGACGGGUCAAAGCAAAUUCAACUGGUGUUCUGGUGUAUACUGAUAUGCUGAAGCUAAGAAUACGGUAUAUAAUAUCCCAGAAGAGUCAUAUGAUAAUUUCAUCGGAUGAUAUGUGAACAUACAAAUCGAAUAAUCCAGCUUUUCUGUCAUCUGCCAUCUAUACAGUCUUAAGGAAAGCUUAAUAAUUGUUUAUGAAGACACUGCAACAGCGUAAUCUGCUAAAACCAAAACGUGGAACUUGCUGGUUUACAGAAUUCGAUAAGUAAGUCAAAUUUUUUCAGUGCUUUGCCCAUGGUAGAAGUAUCCUAACACAGCACAUUAAGGGUAAUCAAUGACGUCACAGGGGCUAUUCCGUUUAUGGAACUAGCCGGUCUCUCUGCUCUAUGAUAUAUAAAAACACGCAGAAAACUAUGGUGGUAGAAGAAGAGAAAGUCAACACCAGGCGUAAGCUUCCUGCGUUGAAGGUCCUAGCGAAGCCGCUUCCGCCACCUGUUGUCGUAAUAACUAGUGAAAUAGACUCUAGUAGAGGUAACACUAGAACUGAAGAGACAUCUGGUGAGACGAAGAACGAGGAAUUAUCUACAUCAUACCAAUCGACAGCUAUAGAUAUACUAGCUAAUGGGGUAUGUCAAGCAGGAAAUUUAAACCCUUUCGCGAUGUCGUCAUUACGCCCGCAUGCGCAAGACAGCUUGGCGGUUAUGCCGACUUGUGAAACUGCUGAUAAUGAAGAAAAUGUUACAGGUGAAAAUCAGGACGAUCCCGAGGACAUUGUAAAUGAGUCCCAAAACGACGGAGCCAAACAAAAUUGUUUGAGGGAACAAACACAGAUAAUCAGCAUCGGAAUGUUCCUAAUGGUCUUAUUGGCCACUUGCUGGGUGAGCGUGGCUCAUUUGCUCAAUUCCACCUAUCUAAAUAACGUUUACGUCAGAGUAUUGGUGCCUAAUUCUUCAAGUCCAGCUGGUAGUGAAAAGGGGAGUUCGACUAUAGCACAUGCACCAACGAUGACGUCAUCCUCCUACGAUGCGCCCUUCUUUACCACCUGGUUUUGCACCAUUUGGAAUGCCUUCUUCUUCCCGGUUUAUAUGGGAGCGAGGCUUUGCUCACGUACGCCACCUACUGCUUGCAGCAAAGUGCUAAAAGAGUGCGUGCAAGGGUUUCGAGAAAAAGGUUUCACCGUUGUCCAGUUUCUUGGCCGCUGUGGGCUGUUCUGUCUGCUGUGGGUCGUCACAAACUAUAUGUUUAUCCAUUCAUUAAGAAUCCUUGACACGACUGUCGUAGUUGCGCUAUAUUCGUCAAGCGUCUCUUUUGUGUACUUGCUGUCUUGGGUUGUGCUUCACGAACAAUUUGUGGGAAUUAGGAUAGUGGCAGUGAUCCUAUGCAAUACAGGUAUUUCACUCUUGGCUUAUAUGGAUGGAGCUUCCAGGACUUUAACACUAGGAGGCGUUAUUCUAGCGUCAGCAUCAGCGGUUGGUUCUGCAGUAUACAAGGUGUUUUUCAAGAAGUUCAUAGGUGAGGUAACCUUUGGUCAGCUUUCGCUGUUUUUCACUAUUAUUGGUUUAUUCAACGCUUUGCUAAUAUGGCCUCUUUUUGUUGGCUUAUACUUCACUCAUGCUGAAACCAUUUUUUGGAAUCAACUUCCAUGGCCUUUACUAGGUGGCGCUGCAUCCCUAUCAUUGGUGGCCAAUCUUUUGGGUAACUUCGGAGUCUUAUGGACGUACGAAGUAUUCUUAACCCUUGGUCUAGUUUUGGCAGUUCCAGUUUCCGCAGUUAUUGACAUCCGGGUGUAUGGAGUGGUGUUCAGGGGUAUGAAACUGGUAGGAGUCAUUCUCAUUAACAUCGGUUUCCUGCUGGUACUGUCACCUAGCAACUGGCCCGACUACCUUAGUAAGAUGUUGUUGACGCGAAAGAGGACCUUCAAGAAAAAACCUGAAAAAAACUCGGAGCUCGAGACGUCUAAAGGCCAAAAAUCACGUCUGAGGACCCUCAGUGGACACGUGAAAUAAAACUAUUUUGAUAUAAAAAUCGGUAAAAAAUCAAAUGUAAGAGAUAGAGGCGUGACAAAAUUUAUCAAACUGUAUAAAUUUCAAAGUAACCAUUUAACCACUAAGUAACAGGCUGACUUAAACUGCCUUUUUCUCCAAAAUUAUCAUUAUUGAAAUACUUCCACUGAUCACAUUACCUGCUAGAUAAAGUUACUUUUCUUGAUAAACUAUACAAAGAAACGAAAUGAAAAACGUUUUGAUACUUUUAAUUUCAAAACUAUUUUUCUUUCCAGAAAAGGAAAUAAGAAUUCUCUUUGGGAUGGCUUUCUACUUUGCUCAACUAAUUUUGUAAGGAAAGUACAGAGAGAAAGAGUAGAGAAUGAAGUUCCUCUUUUGAUUAAUUUUUACAUUUUUCGAUUUACCACAUAAAAACAGGAUAUAUUUCUUAUUCAUUUUAUUUUACAGAUAUAAGAAAUUCACUUAACAAUUAAUGUACUUGAUUUUCUUGUUCAAAGCAAGGCAAUGAACAGUUUACUUUGGACGACAAUGUUAAUUCCAAACUGCUAACUGUAACAGUAAAUGUUGUAUAAAGGGAGUCCUAUUUCUUCAAUGGUCAGUAAUAUACAAAUGUAGUGUGAAUUCUGCUAAGAUUAUUUAGGAUUUUACAGUCAAUAAAUAUUUUGUCCUGCAACUAGAACUUAUUUUAAUUUCAUAAAAAAAACAAAUACUACAGCGAAACUGUACAUCAAGAUGUCUUUACAGUUACCCACUUGUACUAUGAAAUGAAGGCUAACGACAGCUGUAAAUUUACCAAACAUAUUUUAGUUGUUUUUUUUUUUCAGUGUUAUUUACAAAUCAU